AUGGACUGUUCUGGUUUCCAGAUGAGAACCUGGAUCGUGUGCUCCAGCAUCUGCUUGAUGGUGAUGGCCUGCCAGGCGGAUCCGCUUCCAGCGGACGCCAUGGCCCGCCCCGCACGCCCCAAGUCCUUCGCCUCUCCCGAUGACCUCAGGACCUACCUCAAUCAGCUAGGACAGUACUACGCGGUCGCUGGUCGUCCAAGGUAA
Messenger RNA from Nezara viridula (southern green stink bug), 204 nucleotides. The record is from the annotation of a GenBank genome assembly. Lineage: Eukaryota; Metazoa; Arthropoda; Insecta; Hemiptera; Pentatomidae.